Pipistrellus nathusii (Nathusius's pipistrelle) is the source of this 456-nucleotide messenger RNA. The record is from the annotation of a GenBank genome assembly. NCBI's taxonomy places the organism in Eukaryota, Metazoa, Chordata, Mammalia, Chiroptera, Vespertilionidae.
AUGCGCGGGCCCGGGCGCCCUCUCCUCCUGGCGCUGCUGCUGCUGCUGGGCGCGGCGGGGCCCAGCCGGGGCGGCCCCGAGCCCCGCGGGGAGGACCGGCAGACGCUGCUGCGGCUGCUGCUGGAGAUCAUGCAGGAGCUGAAGAGGUUCCACGCGGGGGAGGCCAAGCGCCUGCAGCCCCCGGGCUCGCGGGACGCCGCUCCCGGCCGCAGGGAGGCCGCCGACUACGCGCUGGACCCGGAGGAGCAGCGCGCGGAAAUCGUUCCUCGAGAUCUAAGGAUGAAGGACAAGUUUUUAAAGCAUCUCACAGGUCCUCUCUACUUCAGCCCCAAGUGCAGCAAACACUUCCACAGGCUUUACCACAACACCAGAGACUGCACCGUCCCGGCAUACUACAAGAGGUGUGCCCGGCUGCUGACCCGGCUGGCUGUGAGCCCCAUGUGCAUGGACGGAUGA